AUGCCGGUCGAGGUGAAAACCAUAGAAGAGAUCAACGGCGUGAACGGCGGCCCCGAGCCGCCCGUCGAAGUGACGGUUCAGAGGAAGCCGUUUCUCCAGCCGGACGACGAUCAGAGAAUACCGCAUGCCGGACCGCGACGGCGUGAUCUAGCCGCGCGACACCUUCAGCGGGUUCCGCAAGCUGGGCUUCGGGGCGGUGCUCUCGCUAGCCGCGGUGCUCGUGAUCCACGCCAACUUCUCGUACCCGACUGUGGAGGGGCUGGCUGGCUGCCGGACCCGUUCUUCCGCGUCUUUCUCGCGGACGUGCACCGGGCCAAGCACGGCAGCGACACGGGCGCGUUCGACGCCGAGGGCCGGUUCGUGCCCCCAGCGCUUCGAGGACGUGUUCGCCAGGUACGCGGCGGGCCCGCGAUUACUUGACCGUCUGGGACGUGGG
Daldinia caldariorum is the source of this 436-nucleotide messenger RNA. RefSeq lists its product as uncharacterized. Lineage: Eukaryota; Fungi; Ascomycota; Sordariomycetes; Xylariales; Hypoxylaceae. The transcript has 2 exons. The coding region runs from base 1 to 420 and encodes 139 amino acids. The record is from RefSeq and is a predicted model, not a curated record.